This is a messenger RNA of Fusarium graminearum PH-1, 1430 nucleotides long. RefSeq lists its product as uncharacterized. Bases 35 to 1246 code for a protein of 403 amino acids. NCBI's taxonomy places the organism in Eukaryota, Fungi, Ascomycota, Sordariomycetes, Hypocreales, Nectriaceae. The transcript has a single exon. The record is from RefSeq and is a predicted model, not a curated record.
CACAUUUCUUUGGAGAAUGCGUCACGCAGAUGUAAUGACCUCCACCGAACCGAGCUCCCUUUCUGAUCGAUUAUAUAACAUAUCGCCGAUGAAGAGAUUGCGAGCGAAGUUAUCGUGGUGGAAACAGCAUCGGACUGGCGGCAAUUCGUCGGAAAUCCAUCAACAGCAGGAAACAAGCCACGGGCCACCCUCUGAGAGCAUUCCAGUUUCCUUCUUCCCGGAUGGAGUUGAAGUUCUGCACGAGUGCCGCGACGCUGCGGUCGACAUCUGCUUUGUCCACGGUUUGACUGGUAGUCGGGUCAGCACUUGGACCGCCCAUGGGCAGUCCAAACCUUGGCCCGAGACGCUCCUGCCGCCCAAGCUCAGCAGAGCUCGCAUACUCACGUACGGCUACGACGCAUACAUCGUGCGGAAAUCGGUCGCAUCGACAAAUGGGCUCAUCGAUCAUGCCGCGAACCUCUUGAAUGACCUAUCGACCGACAGAGCCUAUUCCGAUGCGUCCUCUCGACCAAUAAUCUUUGUUGCCCACAGCCUCGGUGGCCUCGUGUGCAAGGAAGCCAUUCUUCUCUCUCGAAACAAUCCCGAACCACAUCUCCAGGGCAUAUUCGACUACACCAAAGGCAUUAUAUUUCUGGGCACGCCUCACAGGGGAUCCUGGAUGGCCAAGUGGGCCGAUAUACCAGCUUCGGCUCUUGGGGUCGUCAAGUCCAUUAACAAGUCGUUGUUAAAGAUCUUGGAGACAGACAAUAAGUACCUGGAGUCCGUUCAGGAUCGGUUCUGGUCUAUGGUACGCGAACAGCAGAAGGCCGGUCGGGAUCUAGAGAUUACGUGCUUCUUUGAAGAACUGCCCUUAUCUGGAGUCGGAAAGGUCGUCUCCAAGGACUCGGCUACCCUUGAGAGUUACAACGCUAUCAGCAUCCAUGCCAACCAUAGCAAUAUGGUCAAGUUUAGCUCCGAGGACGACAAUGGCUUCAAAAGGCUACUUGGCGAGCUGAUUAGAUGGGAAUCGCAAAUUAGGAACUCAGUUGCCGGGCAACCAAGACGACCGAUAGAAGAAACCCUCAUACACAAGUCAGCCAACUCGUCCUCCAACAACUAUGGCUCCGGCGACCAAGUCAACGCUCCUGGCGGUACCGUGAACAAGAGCACAGGCAGUGGCAACCAAUUCCCUGGCGCUGCUUUCCAUGGGAGUGUCUCUUUUGGGUCGCCCUCGCCACAAAAUCCGCCCUCCGAUCAUUCGAAGUAACCCUUCACACCACCGCAACACUAGUUAGAGGCUAAGGAUCAAGUUCUCGAUAGCAUGUCGUUCGUUGUUGACUGGGCCUUGAUGCUUAGGUGGUGGGAGCAGGCGUUAGUGCGCGUUUGGCACCGUAGCUCGAAGACUAUCAUUUUCUCGAUAGGGUUAGGAUUAAAUAAAUGAAUCACGGCAA